Raphanus sativus (radish) is the source of this 1174-nucleotide messenger RNA. Its product is annotated as GATA transcription factor 4. The transcript has 2 exons. Lineage: Eukaryota; Viridiplantae; Streptophyta; Magnoliopsida; Brassicales; Brassicaceae. Gene Ontology annotation, molecular function: sequence-specific DNA binding; zinc ion binding. Gene Ontology annotation, biological process: positive regulation of DNA-templated transcription. The record is from RefSeq and is a predicted model, not a curated record. Gene Ontology annotation, cellular component: nucleus. The coding region runs from base 162 to 893 and encodes 243 amino acids.
UGAUGGGGUCAGGUCAGUCUCGGUGCAUGUUAACUCUAUGCACGUUCUCUACCACUUCACUAUCUCUCUAUUAAAGCCCUCAACCAGUGAGCACUUACUGAGUGAGCGAGUCUGAGUCUGAGUCAAAAGUCCGAGUCCAAGCGUGUGUGUGACCCGUAAUAAUGGACGUCUACGGCUUAUCAUCACCAGACUUGCUUCCUAUCGAUGACCUUCUAGACUUCUCCAAAGACGAAAUCUUCUCCUCUUCUUCCUCCACCAUCGUUUCAUCCGCUACUUCUUCCGCCGCAUCUUCUUCGGAAAACCCUUUUAACUUCCCCUCGACCGCCUCCACUUCCUUCCACACUUCUCCUCCUCUCACCGAUUUCCCCCACGAUCUCUGUGUUCCCAGUGACGACGCAGCUCAUCUAGAAUGGCUGUCACGAUUCGUGGACGACUCUUUCUCAGAUUACCCAGCGAACCCAUUUACCAUGACCGUUAGGCCUGAGAUGUCAUUCACUGGAAAACCGAGAAGCCGUCGAUCAAGAGCCCUAGUACCCUCCGUAGCCGGAACAUGGGCACCGACGCCAGAAGCCGAGCUUUGUCGCUCCGUCGCGAAACGUAAGCCCACCAAGAAACUCGAAGCCGCGGAGGGAGGUGGAGCGAGGAGGUGCACGCACUGCGCGUCGGAGAAAACGCCUCAAUGGAGGACGGGACCGCUCGGGCCUAAAACGCUUUGCAACGCUUGUGGAGUUCGUUUCAAGUCAGGGAGGCUUGUGCCGGAGUACAGACCUGCGUCGAGUCCGACGUUUGUGUCGACUCAGCAUUCGAACUCUCACCGUAAAGUUAUGGAGCUCAGGCGACAGAAGGAACAACUUGAAUCGGCCGUCCAUCUUCUGCCGUUUCAGCCGCAGUGAUUAGCGUUUGGGUUUUUUUUUUGGAGUUAACGAGUUUGGUAAGGAGUCGUAAUCGUAACGGCGAAGGUCUCGUGACCCAGGGUUAGCUAAAUAUCAAUGGUAUAUUGGUAUUAGUUUAAAUCAAACUCUGCUAAUCACGUCAUUAAUUUGUUAGUAGCAUUCAUUUUAAUAUAUUUUUUCUUUGUUAAUUGGUUUCCAUUACUCGUUAAGUUAUGUCAUUAAAUGAUUUCUUGGCUGCAUUUAAUUUUCUCCCUUUCAGUUAUAAAAAAGUCUCUCAACUA